Hibiscus syriacus is the source of this 687-nucleotide messenger RNA. RefSeq lists its product as uncharacterized. The transcript is spliced from 4 exons. Bases 1 to 525 code for a protein of 174 amino acids. The record is from RefSeq and is a predicted model, not a curated record. Lineage: Eukaryota; Viridiplantae; Streptophyta; Magnoliopsida; Malvales; Malvaceae.
AUGCCACAUAUGUACAUUUAUAACAAUACAGGAGUCGGUUAUUUUUAUGUUAUAAAAAGGUGCUUUGUCAAGUCUAGUUGCUUUCUGCAUAGGGAUUACAACAAGAAACUUAAGAAGAAUAUUCUGGAUAAGAGUGCCGCUACCUACACGCUCACAAUAGCUUCCCUUACUUUCAUAAUCUCUGGUGCAGAUAUUAAAGCAGUACCAGUAGAUUCCCAAAGACAUGUGAAAGAAGAUAUUUCUACAUUGACAAGGAUUGAAGCCUUAAAUAACAACGGGGAACAUUUUGUAGAUAAAACACAUUUGACCGAUAUUGCCGAAAGUUCUUCAGACUUUGAAAGAGUUCCUAUACAGAAGAAAGAAGAAGCAAUAAAACACGAACACCGUCCCAAAAGAGAGAAAACUGGUGUUAUUGAAAGUGGAUCAAGCUUGAUGCAGAUAGAGGAAACAAAUAACGUAAUUUUAGGAGGAAAAUUUUCAGAACAAGAAAAAAGGAUGGAGCAUCAAGCCUGUGAUUACAUAUAAGGAAAAUGGGUUAUAGAUGAUAGGUGGCCGUUGUAUUCCGGGCAUGGUUGUAAACAGUGGAUAGCAGCAAUGUGGGCUUGUCGUAUGAUGCAGAGUCAAGACUUUGCCUUUGAGAAUCUAAGAUGGCAACCGAAAGAUUGUGAAUUGGAAGAAUUUGAAGGG